AUCAGCCUGUGGCCAAUACAUCAUUCAGUCAUUGAUCUCAUUACUGAAAUAAUCUAAUCAACAUGUUCAGCAAAGUGGUAGCUCUGUGCGGUUUAGUGGCGGUGUGCCAGGCUGGUCUCCUGCCCGCCCCUGUGCAUUACUCUUCUGCUGCCGCUGUUUCCUCUCAGAACAUCGUGCGCCACGACCAAUCUGUCCAACGCGUUGCCGUCGCGGCCCCAGUUGCUUACCACGCUGCCCCCGCUGCCGUCGCCUACCAAGCCGCCCCUGUUCAGUACUCUUCAGCUGCUGCCGUCUCUUCCCAAAACAUCGUGCGUCAUGACCAGCCAGCCCAACGCGUAGCCGUCGCUGCCCCAGCUGUGGCCUACCACGCCGCCCCUGCCGUUGCCUACCAUGCUGCCCCCGCUGUGGCUUACCACGCCGCUCCCGUCGUUGCCCGCGCUGAAGAGUUCGACGCUCACCCCAAAUACGAGUACAACUACUCCGUAGCUGACAGCCACACCGGUGACAACAAGUCCCAGCAGGAGUCCCGCGACGGUGAUGUCGUGAAGGGCUCGUACUCCUUCCACGAAGCCGACGGCUCCGUCAGGACUGUGGAGUACUCCGCCGACGACCACAGCGGCUUCAACGCCGUGGUACACAACACCGCCCCCACUGCCGCCCCCGUGCAUGUUGCUCCCGCUCAGUACUACCACCACAAUAUGACUAGUGAUGGUAAUUUAGUGGUGGUAGUACUGAGCGGGAGCAACGUGCACGGGAGCGGCAGUGGGGGCGGUGUUGUGUACCACGGCGUUGAAGCCGCUGUGGUCGUCGGCGGAGUACUCCACAGUCCUGACGGAGCCGUCGGCUUCGUGGAAGGAGUACGAGCCCUUCACGACAUCACCGUCGCGGGACUCCUGCUGGGACUUGUUGUCACCGGUGUGGCUGUCAGCUACGGAGUAGUUGUACUCGUAUUUGGGACCAAAAUGUUCUCCAAAGUAGUAGCUCUGUGCGCUUUCGUGGCUGUGGCCCAGGCUGGUCUCCUGGCUGCUCCCGUGCACUACUCCUCUGCUGCGGCUGUCUCUUCCCAGAGCAUCGUGCGUCACGACCAGCCCGCUCCCGUCGCUAAGCUCGCCCUCGCCGCUCCCGUGGCCAAGCUCGCCGUCGCUGCUCCCGUAGCUUACCACGCCGCCCCCGCCGUGGCCUACCAUGCUGCUCCUGCUGCCGUCACCUACCACGCCGCCCCUGCCCCCGUCGCCUACCACGCCGCCCCCGCCGCUGUCGCCUACCACGCUGCCCCUGCUGCCGUGGCAUACCACGCUGCUCCCGUCGCCAAGGUCAUCGCCCAACCCGAGGAAGUAGCCUACCCCAAAUACGAGUACAACUACUCUGUUGCUGACGGUCACUCCGGCGACAACAAGUCCCAGCAGGAAUCCCGCGACGGUGAUGUCGUAAAGGGCUCUUACUCCUUCCAUGAAGCUGAUGGUUCCAUCAGGACUGUGGAAUACACCGCUGACGACCACAACGGUUUCAACGCAGUAGUACACAACACCGCGCCUACGGCCGCCCCCGUAGUCGUCAAGGCUGUUGCUCCCGCCUACUACCACCACUAAGACCAAAUCUUAAGAACUAAGCAAUGUUGACCAAAAUGGAUGUUGAAUAAUUUAUUUAUGAAAUAUACGAAUAAGUUCGAUAAUAA
Molecule: messenger RNA, 1675 nt
Organism: Spodoptera frugiperda (fall armyworm)
Lineage: Eukaryota; Metazoa; Arthropoda; Insecta; Lepidoptera; Noctuidae
Exons: 6
Coding region: 63-1589 (508 amino acids)
Cellular component (GO): extracellular matrix
Source: RefSeq, a predicted model, not a curated record